Molecule: messenger RNA, 954 nt
Organism: Anopheles funestus (African malaria mosquito)
Lineage: Eukaryota; Metazoa; Arthropoda; Insecta; Diptera; Culicidae
Product: farnesol dehydrogenase-like
Exons: 2
Coding region: 113-850 (245 amino acids)
Molecular function (GO): oxidoreductase activity
Source: RefSeq, a predicted model, not a curated record
GGUGCAACUCACACGACAGUCGCAAACCAACCUUCGGUCGGAACAGUGUAUUUGAGGGUCGUUUUCAAAAUUUGCUUCGCACCCGUUGCUUAUCAAACCCCGGCAGAACGCAAUGGAACGCUGGCAGGGAAAGGUAGCGAUAGUGACCGGUGCCAGUUCGGGCAUUGGUGCAGCAACCGUAAAAGCCCUCACCAAGGCGGGCCUGAUCACUUUCGGCCUAGCGCGCCGUGUUGAGCGUGUUGACGAGCUGAAAAAUGAUCUUCCCAGUGAGGCAAAGGAGCGGCUUCACAGCAUCCGAUGUGACAUUACGAAGGAGGAAGACAUUUUGGCCGCUUUCCGGCAGGUGGAAGAAAAGUUUGGUGGUGUUGAUGUGCUGAUCAAUAACGCUGGUCUAGCGAAGGGUGGUGUCGGUGUGCUGGAUGCUAACAAUACCCAGGUCAUAAAGGAUGUGUUCGAUACGAAUGUGGUGGGAUUGGCCCUGUGCAGCCGGGAAGCGUACCAAUCGAUGAAGAAACGAUCGGUCGAUGGACAUAUCGUGCACAUUAACAGCAUCCUCGGCCAUAUGGUGGCACCGAUGGGAACGAUCAAUGUUUAUGCGGCUUCCAAGUACGGCGUGACGGCACUCACCGAAACGAUGCGGCACGAGCUGAGACUGGCUGGGACGAAAAUCAAAGUCACGAGCAUCAGUCCAGGUUUGGUCAGAACGGAGAUGCCCACCAGCACUGCCCUUGCCGAAAGGCCCUGCCUCGAACCGGAAGAUAUAGCGGACGCAAUCCUGUACGUGCUCGGAACACCACCGAGAGUGCAGAUCCACGAGCUCACGAUAAAACCGGUUGGCGAAAGCGUGUGAGAUGGUCCCGGAACGGGACGGUAGAAUUGUAAGAUCUGUGUGCCAAAAAGGAGCAUAAGAAGGGCGCAGAUUAUGCGUGGAAAAUAUAAUCCAAAGAAAAUAAA